GUUGAACUGAUCCGAAUAUAUCUACCAAAGGACGGUCUUGAUCAGGCCCACCGACCCAUCAAACUGGCUGAUUUACUCCUGAAUGUGCCUCGACCCGAGACAUAAACAUACGGAGCCCCCCGGCUGUUACCAUCAACCCAGAUGAUCUACGCUUCCUCAUGUCCUCAUCAAGAUGACGACCGCGACCCGAUGGUUGCCGCAGUUGCGAGCGAGACUUGCAACCGCCUCAACGUCCGCAGUAGAAAUAUCCUCUCACUUCGCCCGGCCGCCCAUUUCCCCUUCGCCGGCAGAGCCUCCUUCCUAUUUUUCCUUCCGUUUCAAAGUACUAUAUUACUUCACAGGCGGCGAUUGCACUGCUCGUCGUUCUGAUUAUACUUUCCUCACAGACUCCCUGGCUGAGUUGCUGGUAACAGCCAUCGUCCUCACUUUCCGGCUUAUAUGGUCUCCCUCUCUCGAUAUCAUGUCCACGCCCAGUUACCGCGCACCUCCACAGAUCGCAGCCUCGGUCAAGCACCGACGGCUCAGGGCGUUCACUUGGAGGCGGUGCGCGCCAUUUCGGUCGUCUCUACGACAGCGGAUCCAUCGACAAGUGCAACGCCCGUAAUAAGGAUAGCACCCCAAGUCAUGGCGGAGGAAACGAGCGGGCCGACUCAAACUAUCUCCAUCGCAUCAGUUUCAACUCUCUCCAGUUCAUCCACAACGUCGUCCGCACCCAGCGCCUCCCCCAGUUCCUCCGCGCCCGUAUUCUCCAUGCCCAUUAUUAUAGGAAUUGCCAUCGCCGGUGGGAUCGUCGUUCUCGGCCUUCUAUUCACCGUGAUCUACUGCUGCAUAUCGCGUCGCCGCGCCCGACGCCGCAAACAGGAGUUGAUCGCCUUCCCCGCCGGCGCCGACGGGGCGAUUGCGCCGUUCGGUCAUGGUCUACCGACCGCGCAAAUACCAGUCGACGCUUUGCGGCCGUCGUCCCUCAGCUCAAGGGCACAAAGCGACAAAUCGUACCUCAAAUACUCGCCGCCUUCUACCGGUCGCUCGGCGGAUAAAUCGUACCUCAAGUACUCGCCGCCUUCCACGGGUCGCUCGGCAGACCAGGUCAAGGUCCCUCCGCUGCGUCCGCCUCGUCCGGAGGAGCAGGCGUCUCCGGAGGCGGGCUUCAAGCAGAUGUGGACCGUACAACAGGUACCUGUCGCCUGGAACACCAAGCUCGCUCCCUACGGAUCGCCUACCCGCGAACCGCAAGCCGUGCCUCCUUACGGCGCGCCUAAUCGCGAACCUCAAGUUGUGUUCUACAACCAAUUCCACCCAGAACCCGAACGCAAGGGCACAGCGAGCACGCUGAAGCGCCAUUCCGUCGAAACCGCCUCCAUCUACUCACAUGGCUCUGCUCCGCACGAUAUGCAUGAGAAAUUGGCCCGUUCGCGCCGUUCAUCGGCGGAUUCAGUUUUAUCCGGUCCGACCGCAGCAUUCAUCGCGCGCAAUGCCAUACCGUCCAUGGCUUCCGCAGACCUUCUUGCGUCGGGAUCCCGGGAAUCAAGUCCGACCAGGGUACGACAGCAGCCGACGUUCACGCGCACUCCUUUGCCUCCGAUACCGCCCACCCCGCCUGUAGACGCGCCACCGAUGGUUUAUCAGGCCUCGCAUCCCGCGCGUCAGCCUUCAUUUGGUUUAGCAGCCGAGAAGAUCUACGAGACGCCGAAACCAGCUACCGCUCCUGCGGCUUCUCCCAGAAGGGAACCCUUGAUCUCCCGCAAGGUGCGGCCUGUGGGGCUGAACACCGAGAUUGCCAAGGCCAUGCCCAUGGGCCCGUCGGCCAGGGGCCCGACGACGCCACAGCCCGACUCGCGGCUCGAUCCGCAUUUCAGUCGUGUAGCUCCAUCUUCCGCUCCCCCGACACGUACCACCAUGGAAGAGGCGCAGAGCCGGCCCCCGCUCACUCCGCCUCCGGCCAAAGCGCUUGCCUCCAUCUCGGUCCCGCCGUCACCUCUACCCUCACCAGGUGGCCCGCCGCCGCCGCGACCCAAGCGCUCAUCGCGGCGCAUGGUAGGCGCAUCGGUGAAGCGGAGCGGCUCGCUCAACAGCGUCAAAGCGAGCUCGGUGCCGCAACCGCCAUCGCUGAAGGUGCGGUCGGGUUCGCCGACGAAGCAGACCGUGUUGGGCCGACCGUCUACGGCUCCGACUGCCAGGAGAUCACGAAUGCGAGACGGCACGCGGAGAGGUGCGAGGGGUCUACUUGAUCUCUGAGCGCUGCUUGGUACAUGGCUGGGACGAGACGUACGAGCCGCUGGCUAGUGAGGGUCAAUGACUGCUUUAUUUCUGUAUUAUCUCCCUAAUUUGCGAACUUUUUUCAUUUUAUCGUAGUUAGUUGUACACUCAUGUCCAUCCUUUCGUUUAGUACACGUAAUGUACCACAGUGUAGCAUAGAUGGCGAUCUUAUACGCAUACUGUGCAAUGUCACCCGUUCAC
This is a messenger RNA of Punctularia strigosozonata HHB-11173 SS5, 2457 nucleotides long. RefSeq lists its product as uncharacterized. The record is from RefSeq and is a predicted model, not a curated record. NCBI's taxonomy places the organism in Eukaryota, Fungi, Basidiomycota, Agaricomycetes, Corticiales, Punctulariaceae. Bases 439 to 2235 code for a protein of 598 amino acids. The transcript has 2 exons.